Molecule: messenger RNA, 1065 nt
Organism: Candidula unifasciata
Lineage: Eukaryota; Metazoa; Mollusca; Gastropoda; Stylommatophora; Geomitridae
Source: the annotation of a GenBank genome assembly
AUGUGGAUUCAAGACAAAAACAAACAACUAAAUGUUCACUUUUCAUCCACAUGCUUAUUUUAUUCCUUCAUCCCUGUGUGGCUUCCGGCCGUGAUCCCCGUGUGGGUUCCGGUCAUGAUCCUCGUGUGGGUUCCGGUCAUGAUCCUCGUGUGGGUUCCGGUCAUGAUCCUCGUGUGGGUUCCGGUCAUGAUCCUCGUGUGGGUUCCGGUCAUGAUCCUCGUGUGGGUUCCGGUCAUGAUCCUCGUGUGGGUUCCGGUCAUGAUCCUCGUGUGGGUUCCGGUCACGAUCCUCGUGUGGGUUCCGGUCAUGAUCCUCGUGUGGGUUCCGGUACCGAUCCUCGUGUGGGUUCCGGUCAUGAUCCUCGUGUGGGUUCCGGCCAUGAUCCUCGUGUGGGUUCCGGCCAUGAUCCUCGUGUGGGUUCCGGUCACGAUCCUCGUGUGGGUUCCGGCCAUGAUCCUCGUGUGGGUUCCGGUCACGAUCCUCGUGUGGGUUCCGGUCAUGAUCCCCGUGUGGGUUCCGGCCGUGAUCCCCGCGUGGGUUCCGGUCAUGAUCCUCGUGUGGGUUCCGGUUAUGAUCCUCGUGUGGGUUCCGGUCAUGAUCCUCGUGUGGGUUCCGGCCAUGAUCCUCGUGUGGGUUCCGGUUAUGAUCCUCGUGUGGGUUCCGGUCAUGAUCCUUGUGUGGGUUCCGGCCAUGAUCCUCGUGUGGGUUCCGGCCAUGAUCCUUGUGUGGGUUCCGGUCACGAUCCCCGUGUGGGUUCCGGCCAUGACCCUCGUGUGGGUUCCGGUCACGAUCCUCGUGUGGGUUCCGGUCACGAUCCACGUGUGGGUUCCAGCCAUGAUCCCCAUGUGGGUUCCGGUCACGAUCCCCGUGUGGGUUCCGGUCUUGAUCCUCGUGUGGGUUCCGGUCAUGAUCCCCGUGUGGGUUCCGGUCAUGAUCCCCGUGUGGGCUCCGGUCGUGAUCCCCGUGUGGGUUCCGGUCGUGAUCCCCGUGUAUGUUCUUGUCGUGAUCCCCCUGUAUCUUCUUGUCGUGAUCCCCGUGUAUGUUCUUGUCGUGACCCACAUGUAG